Electrophorus electricus (electric eel) is the source of this 796-nucleotide messenger RNA. RefSeq names its product transcription termination factor 2-like. Gene Ontology annotation, biological process: DNA repair. Gene Ontology annotation, molecular function: ATP-dependent activity, acting on DNA. Lineage: Eukaryota; Metazoa; Chordata; Actinopteri; Gymnotiformes; Gymnotidae. The record is from RefSeq and is a predicted model, not a curated record. Gene Ontology annotation, cellular component: nucleus.
AGUGUGUGUGUGUGUGUGUGUGUGUGUGUGAGACGCUCACUGUAGUGUGUGUUGUCAGUGUGAUUGUGUCCCAGUGGACCAGUAUGCUACACAUCGUGGCUGUCCACCUGAAGAAGAUGGGGCUUCACUUUGGUGUCAUAGACGGCACAGUGAACCCUAAACGCCGCAUGGACCUGGUGGAGGACUUCAACACUAACCCUAAAGGGCCACAGGUGAUGCUGGUGUCACUGUGUGCUGGAGGAGUGGGGAUUAACCUGACUGGUGGGAACCAUCUCUUCCUCAUAGACAUGCACUGGAAUCCAGCUCUGGAGGACCAAGCCUGCGACCGAAUCUACAGAGUGGGUCAGCAUCGUGAUGUCACCAUUCACAAGUUUACAUGUGAGGGUACAGUGGAGGACAAGAUUUCCUCUCUGCAAGAGAAGAAGAAGGAACUGGCCCAAAAGGUCCUGUCUGGAACUGGGUCCUCCUUCACCAAGCUGUCUCUGGCUGAUCUCAGGGUCAUCUUCGGCGUGUAGUGUGUGUGUGUGUGUGUGUGUUUGUGUGCAUCACGGGUGACCACCCUCAGGUCUGGCCAUCGGUUUACUGACUUGCGUCCUGCACAGGUGGCUUCUCAGUUCAGAACGUUAUACAUCGGAGCCAAUCAGAUCACAGUUUUGGAGGACUGUGUGUGACCGACGUUCUCCUGUAUCAUCUACUGCGGCAUGUCUGCAAGAACACUGAAUGAGAGUUGAACUGCUAAAACCUGUUUAAGCCUGUUUAUGCCCAUUAUAAAAUGAUUAAACAUUUUGAACAUGUA